This is a messenger RNA of Penicillium canariense, 3273 nucleotides long. RefSeq names its product DUF1765 domain-containing protein. The record is from RefSeq and is a predicted model, not a curated record. The coding region runs from base 1 to 3273 and encodes 1090 amino acids. NCBI's taxonomy places the organism in Eukaryota, Fungi, Ascomycota, Eurotiomycetes, Eurotiales, Aspergillaceae. The transcript is spliced from 4 exons.
AUGUCUUCGCUCUUUCCCGAGACGACAACGACGAGGACGACAAGCAGCAUUUACCCGAACGAAGAGAAGAAUGCCGCGCUUUCCCGUGCCGCGAGCUACACCGACCUCCCAACCCAAUCUGUGGAAUCCAGUUCCCCGGGUCUCCGACGAACAUUCUCCGACUACGCGGUGCCCACCCUGUCCGAUUCGCCGACGAAGGAGACCGUGGCGGCGGGCAAGGACAUCCUGCGCCGGACCUCCCUUCGCUCCAAGAACAAGCCGGGGAAGUCGCCCGCUUCCGUCGCUCAUUUCACCCUCUCUUCCUCCGAAGAUCUGAAGGACACGGACGCACAGCAUGUGAAUGCGACCAAGGUGCCCGAGCCGGUGGCUCGCCCCUCGAAGAGCCGUUCCAUGUCCGGACGGAUCGUUAGUCUGGCGCGGAAACCAUGGGGAUCUUCGUCUCGAUCCCCGUCCCCGGCGGCGAAGAGGACCAAGCAAAGGGUCGAAGAGCAAUCUCCUACCCGGUCGGGGGGACGCAAAAUGGAGACAACCGAUCUGGACGGGACCCCGCCAUCGCGCAAGCGAACGGUACUAUACAAACGCCCGCGGCGGCCCAUGGUGGCGGUGGUAAAGAAGGGGAAUUCGGACUCUCCAGAUUCGCCGAACAGUCCGUCCAAUUCGUUACGGCACCGAACCUCAUUCGAAAAAUUCACAGCGUCUCUCUCCGUCUCGACACCGGUUCUUCCACCUAUGCCAAAGGGGGCCGCGGCAACUGCAGCGUCAUUCGCAAACAGCAGUACAAGUGAGAGCUUGCGAAAGAAGGAUGAACUGUGGGGCAUGUUCCGUGGUCUGGAAGCGGAUUUCCAAAAGUUCCAAUCCAAAUCGAGCUCCUUGAAAGCCAACGUCAUUCGCUCCUCUCUGCUCCCGUUUCUCGGCCGCCAUCAUCUGCACGCCUCGAGCAAGAACCUUAGACCCGAGGAUUUGGACCGUCGAAUCAAUAUUCUGAACAAGUGGUGGAUGGGGAUGCUGGAGAUGCUCAACGGCAAGAACAACCAGUCGAUAUCUGGAACCGACCGACCUGUAUUUCUCGAGGCGGUGGUGGGCAUCAUGACCCGACCAGAAUGGCGGAUCCCGUUUCCCACCGCUCAGCAAGACGGUUCACCUACGGACUCGUUGAAGUAUGCGUCGACUUCAGUGUCCGAGACUUCUGAAGGGUCAGGCUCGUCCGGAUCGGACUUUCUGGUGGAGUCGAUCCACCACAACAUCCGCAACAUCUUUAUCCAGAAUCUCCUCUCGCAAAUGGCUUUUGUAGUGGAGCGAAUGUCCAUGAGACAUGCACCCGCGAGCCUGGUGGCCUUCUGUGGCAAAGCUAGUGCGUACGCCUUCUUUUUCUGCCCAGGAGUAGCCGACAUCAUGGUUCGCCUGUGGAACACGUCCCCAACCAUCUUCCGCCGCAUUCUGGCCGAUACUUCUCAGUCUCGCGCGGGGAAUAUGCGUUCAUUCACCCAGGAGUUGGCUCUGAGCUUCCCCGCGGCCCUCCAACCUUUAGCGUUCCACUCGCAUGCACCUUUGUUGCGAUAUCUCCGUCACAAACCCGAGGCACCCUUGAAUACCACUAAUAUCCCUUGGCACGGCCCUUGGAUCGCACGCUGGUGCGGGCGCGACACGGAUUUGUUCUUUGUCUUCGUGAAGUACAUUCAUAUUCUGUACGCAGAAUAUAUGCCCCCGGAGACGGAGAAAGCAAAGAGGAUUCUGGCGCCGGGCUUGCUUCUUGUCCAUGCGCAGCUGCUGGUUGCGGUGGAGGAUACGAUCUACAAGCAGUCCUUGCACCAGCCGGAAAACACCCAUGCAGCAGCAGCAAUCACCUUUGAUGAUUUCAUUGAGUCACCAGAUGCCUCGGCUUCCCCCACCCCCUUGGAGGCGACCUUCUGUGGACUGCUCAAGGUUGCUGCUCAACGGAUCUCUCUCUUCGACCACAAUGCAUGCUUCCUCCUUUGUGAUUUUCUGGAGGAGGUAAUCCCGAUAAUCACGCGAUAUGCCCAGUCCAUUGAAACUGAGCUGUUCGAUUGGAGCUUCUGGCAGGAGGUCUGCCGGCAGAUGAUGCAGAGCCACAACUCGCUGACAGAAGUGCGCGUGUUCUCCUUCCUCUACUCCAUCUGGGGCACCUGGGCUGCGACGGAGGAGCGGAAGGCGGGCCUCUGCAUGGACUUCCUGUUGCAUGAGCCUGUGUUUUAUCACUACUUUAAUCAUUGGAGUCCGAUGGUGCGCGCCUACUACCAUCGCGUUCUGUGCUGGAGGGUUGGUCGGUUUCAUGGAGAACCCUCGCCGGUUGAUUCAACGGUAUAUGAGACCCUUUCUGACCGGCUGCUGCGGGUCUGGGAGUAUUACAUUAGCUUCCAAUCUAAGGCAGAGCAGGGGCUUACAGCGCCGCUGUCUUCUGCUCCUUGCACCCCGGCUCCAGGGCGGAGGAUCAUCAUCAUUAGAUGUGAUAACCAGUUAUCUCCGGUGAACCUCUUUGUGUCAUUUGACCGAGUGGUUCCUCCUGUCCCGUCGGACCAGGUCCUGUCACACCGGAGAUCUAGCUCUUCCGACUCCACUGGGUCCGAUGACCAGCCCUCUAAGCGGCGAUGGGGUCUUCUCCGUGCCAUGUUUGGCAAUUCCGCCAAAUCUGGGGAUCCUGCAGGUGGCAGUAGCUCAGAUGAGUCUGAUAACGGUGCCAUGGACUUCACUGUGACACCUGAUAGCCGGUGCAUGGACGACCAUGAGCAACCCCCGCACAGUAGCAGUGAUGAGCUUGUCCGGCCCAAGACGCCUCAUCAGCCGUACUUCUUCAAAUUCUCACUGGAAUGGAUGGAUAGGCCGCAGUGGCCCACCAAGAAUAAGCGCCUAUUCACGCCCUGCCUCCCCGUGGCAUCUCAACUGCAUGUACAACACCGCCGCUCGCCCUCCAAGUCCACCGACUUCCACACCGCGGAGAACGUGUCCACCUCAGAUGAGACAACCGAUGAAAACCCGACAGAAGCGUCCAAAGACAACACAGACCCCUCGUUUGAACUAGCCGCGGACAGCCAGACGAGGAUACCAACUACUAAAGACUCGCCUCUUCCAGAGCUCCCGCCUCGAUCGCCAUACGAUCACCUCGUGGCUAGCAAGUACACCGGCCGUGCUCUGGCCGAAUGGGCGCACAUAGUCUCCGAAUGCGACAGUUUCUUCGCACGCCGCCGCGAUGAGGGCGUGCCAUCUGAUCGCAUGGUCGAAACGCCCAGUCUGGGCGUAGAGAACUUUCGGAAAUAG